AUGACAAAUAAAUCUUCUUCAAGUCUGGAUUUAUUCAAGCUUAUAAGGAAUUCUAAUGCCCAAGCAGCAAAUUCUAGUAGAUUGCAUGAUAAAAAUAGUUCUGAUAACAGUGAAUCUGAAGCAGAGUCUGAUGAAUGAAAAAAGCUCAAAAAAACUUCAAAGCUGAAAAUACUUGCCGCAGGGUUCCUCAAAUGUGCGUUUUCGGCCCAAAGCACAAAAUCAAUAGAAUCUCUCAAAUCAAAUCCAAACAAGUUCAAAAACUCUCUUCAGCACCCAGAAAGUUUUCAAAUCAUGAAAAGCCUUUAUAAGCUCAGUAGCAUCACAUCGAAACAUGAGCAGGAGAAAGACCAUACCCUCAACCCUGGAUUUAUAGACAUGGUCUCUAAAACAAUGAUAAAGUCCAGAAACAAGCGAAGCAUGGCAAGAACUUCUCAAGAAGAAGACGAUAAAGAGUUAGAAAAAGAAAGACUUAAAAUUCUCCAAAUAAUAAUUGAAGGAAACCACACUCCAGCAAAUAAAUAUUUACUGAAAGAUGAUAAAAAAAAUGUUGACCCAAAAAAAUCAGCCUUUGCAAAGAAAAAAAUUAUCGCUCAGCCAUUAAAGCAAAGUUUGUCAGUCCAAAAAAUCCCAAAGCUUCUGCUUCCAUUAGAGCUCGUAAACCCGAACCCUUUUAAAGAAGUUUCUUCCAGAGAGCUUAAUAAAAGUGCAAGUCCAAGGUCCUUUAUAAUAUCUCAAAGGCUUUACCCAAAGGAGAGACAUACUACACAUAAAGAAAUGAACCAUUCUCACAUCGAGCCAAUGAAAAGACACUGUUCUCCUUAUUUAACAAGGUUGAUUUAA
Messenger RNA from Blepharisma stoltei, 840 nucleotides. NCBI's taxonomy places the organism in Eukaryota, Ciliophora, Heterotrichea, Heterotrichida, Blepharismidae. The record is from the annotation of a GenBank genome assembly.